AUGAAAACGGACACGCCCACGCAGGGAAAGUGUCUCACAAUUGUGGGUGCCGAGUGUCGGUACUUUGCCUCCCCCGUAGGACUACUUAAGCAAGCUCGAGGGCCUUCGAGGCAUCAGUCAUCCUGUGAACGCCAUCGAGUCACGACCUACUCUGCUGCUUGUCCUGCUCCGCUUCUUAAGCUUUUGCGCUUCACAAUGGCCGAUCACGGAAUCACCUUCGCCGCCCUCCUCCUCGCCCUGGCCGCCCUCACGCACGCAGCCGACGCCGCCCACAAAAACGACGCACGACUUCUCUUCGACGACGCCGACAAAUCCGUCACCAUGGGCGCCGAGUCCCUCUUCUUCAUCGGGGCCAUCUUCGUCGGCCUGCUCUUGGUCUCGUCUUUCCUGGGGCUCUUCGGGACAACGGCCAAGGUCGCUCAGCCCUACGACUACGCCUCCACUGCCGGUUACGGUGCCCCAACCUACGAUGACAAGACCACCUUCAUCCAGCAAUUGAUUGAAGAUGCUGUCAACAAGUUCCUGUAG
This is a messenger RNA of Penaeus vannamei (Pacific white shrimp), 528 nucleotides long. Lineage: Eukaryota; Metazoa; Arthropoda; Malacostraca; Decapoda; Penaeidae. The record is from RefSeq and is a predicted model, not a curated record.